AUGUGGUUGUGGUCUCAUGUUGAGUGUCGACCAACAAAGGCACCACUUAUGACUUGGGCAACAUUUUCUAGCUUUUUCAUGGAGACGUAUAUACCCCGAACUUUGAGGGACAGAAGGAGAGAUGACUUCCUGAACAUAAAGCAAGGAAAAAUGUCUGUUGUAGCUUAUGAGGCCAAAUUUUGUGCAUUAUCCAAGUAUGCCAUUCAGCUUUGCUUCAGUCUGCAAGAGAGAAUUCGCUGCUUUGUGAAGGGAUUGAGGUCACAUUUACAGAUUCCAGCUAUACAAGUAGCUGCUUUUGUAAAAUAUUUUCAGGAAGUGGUUGAUUUUGUGAUAGAGGUAGAGGGGGUUACGCCAGAUGACUUCACCAAGGUGUCAACGUUUAAGAAGUUUCAUAAGAGAGCUGAGGGUCCGUCACAGACUAGUCAGCCUUUUUCUGAGUUUGGGGGUUAUCUUCAGUCUUCUUCAUCUUCACAGAGACCUACUCUCGACUCUAGGACUUAUUAUGGAUGUGGUGAGGCCGGACAUAUCAGGAAAUAUUGUUCAAAGCAGAGUCAGGCUCGAGUGCAGCCCAGCAGGGGCAAUGGACAGACAAGUGAUAGAUCCCAUUGUUAUGCUUUCCCCGGGAGACCAGAGGCAGAGAUAUCUGAUGCUGUUAUCACAGGUACUCUUCUGGUCUGUGAUCGCAUGGCUUCUGUAUUGUUUGAUCCUGGAUCCACAUUUUCUUAUGUAUCUUCCUCAUUAGCUAAUGGACUUGAUUUGCAUUGUGACUUGCUUGACAUGCCUAUUCGUGUCUCUAGUCUUGUUGGUGAGUCUGUGAUAGUUGAGAAGGUGUAUAAGUCUUGCCUUGUGACUUUUGUAGGGAGCAAAACUUAUGUAGAUUUGAUUAUUCUAGAGAUGGUUGAUUUUGAUGUAAUUCCUGGUAUGACUUGGAUUUCUCCAAAUUUUGCUAUCACAGAUUGUAAUGCUAAGAUUGUGACCUUGGCCAAACCUAGGAUAGAUUCCCUAGUGUGGGAGGGUGACUAUAUUCCCUCCCCAACUCGUAUUAUCUCUUUUCUUCAUGCUAAGAGGUUGCCUAGUAUGCCACCAAAUAGAGAUAUUGAUUUUUGUAUUGACAUGGAGCAGUGGACUCACCACAUUUCCAUUCCACCUUAUAGAAUGGCCCCAACCGAGGUAAGGAAGUUAAAGGCCCAACUUCAGGAGUUGUUCGGUAAAGGUUUUAUUAGAUCGAGUGCAUUUCCUUGGGGUACUCCAAUUUUAUUUGUGAAGAAUAAAGAUGGUAGUUUUCGGAUGUGCAUAGACUACAGACAGCUGAAUAAGGUAACUAUAAAGAACAAGUACCCCAUUCCUUGCAUUGAUGACUUGUUCGAUCGGUUACGAAGUGCUUGUGUCUUCUCUAAAAUUGAUUUAAGGUCUGGUUAUCAUCAAUUAAAAAUGCGGGCAACAGACGUGCCAAAGACUGCUUUUCGAACCAGGAAGGAACAUGAGGAGUAUUUCAGAAUUGUAUUGGGGUUGUUAAGUGAGAAAAGUAUUUAUGCCAAAUUCUCCAAGUGUGAGUUUUGGCUCGAUUCAGUGUCACUCUUGGGGCACGUGGUUUCUAAGGAUGGAGUGAUGGUGGAUCCUACUAAAAUUGAAGCAGUGAAGAGUGCAGUGCUAAUGCACGAGAGAAAUGUAAUUGCAUAUGCUUCAAGGCAAUUGAAAGUACAUGAACGUAACUAUCCGACCCAUGAUUUGGAGUUGGGUGCAGUUGUAUUUGCAUUGAAGCAGUAA
Solanum tuberosum (potato) is the source of this 1767-nucleotide messenger RNA. RefSeq lists its product as uncharacterized. Bases 1 to 1767 code for a protein of 588 amino acids. NCBI's taxonomy places the organism in Eukaryota, Viridiplantae, Streptophyta, Magnoliopsida, Solanales, Solanaceae. The record is from RefSeq and is a predicted model, not a curated record. The transcript has 6 exons.